Rhinichthys klamathensis goyatoka is the source of this 2612-nucleotide messenger RNA. RefSeq lists its product as uncharacterized. Gene Ontology annotation, cellular component: extracellular matrix. Bases 335 to 2581 code for a protein of 748 amino acids. The transcript is spliced from 2 exons. Gene Ontology annotation, molecular function: protein binding. The record is from RefSeq and is a predicted model, not a curated record. NCBI's taxonomy places the organism in Eukaryota, Metazoa, Chordata, Actinopteri, Cypriniformes, Leuciscidae.
GGCGCUUCAAAUACACUGUAAAAGAUGCAUAAGGGAGCGAUGCUGAUGCUGGUGAUGCGAGAAUAAUUUCAGGCAAGCUUCGAACGGACCGAGAUGGUGAUGAUGGACUUCAUUUUUAGGUUAAAAUAAGCAAACGCAAAAUCAAUUUAACUGCCCACCGUAGACGCGGUUAUUUGCUCAAAUUGCAACAUAAUAGAGAAAUAGGUGAGAGUGAGACCCUGGAUCGGAUCUAUCCUACGAUCGCUGGAGGGCUGGAUGAGAAAAUUGCUGUUUUCCAUUUCGCAGAAAUCUUCCCUCCAACUGUCAACUACCCACUGGGCACAGCACUCUAGAGAUGCUCAAUAUGGAGAGAACUGCCAUUUCCACUUCACUGCUCACAGUCUGUUUUGUGUUGGCUGCGUUUCGCUGUUCCCUUGCGAUUCCCUUCUGCCCUGCCCAAUGUGUCUGCGAGACCCGCCCAUGGUACACGCCUCAGUCAGUCUACCAUCAAGCCAAGACUGUUGACUGCAACGAACUCCAUUUGAGCAGAAUCCCAUGGAAUAUUUCAAUUGAUACUCAGGUGCUGCUUCUUCAGAGCAACAAUAUCUCCAGGGUAACCUCUGAACUCCAGAGCUUGGUCAACCUCACGGAACUGGAUCUCUCCCAGAACCACUUCACACAAAUCCAAGACGUUGGCUUAAGUAACCUAACCCAACUGGUCACACUCUACCUUGAGGAAAACCAAAUUAAAGAGCUGCCUGAUAUGUGUAUAAAGGAUCUAGUCAGCUUAGAGGAGCUUUAUAUUAAUCAUAAUCAGAUCUCUUCUAUUGGUCCUAAUGCCUUUUCAGGCUUGGGGAACCUGUUGAGGCUUCACCUUAACUCCAACAAGCUUGUGGCGAUAGACAGCCAUUGGUUUGAGUUCCUACCCAACCUUGAGAUCUUAAUGAUUGGGGAAAACCCAAUUCUUGGGCUGCAAGAUAUGAACUUCCACCCCCUCUCCAAGUUGCACAGUCUGGUUCUCGCGGGAAUGGGGCUCAGGGAAAUACCUGAGGGUGCUUUCCAGGGAUUAGAGUAUCUCGAGAGUCUCUCGUUCUUCGAUAACAAGCUCACGGCUGUGCCAAAGAAAGCCCUGCGUGUUCUACCGAGCCUCAAGUUUCUUGACCUUAACAAGAAUCCUAUCGUCCGUAUACAGGAAGGUGACUUCAGAGACUUUCCCCACUUAGAGGAACUCAGUUUGAACAACAUGGAAGAACUUGUGGCGGUCGAGAGGGGCGCGUUCUCAAACUUACCACAAAUGGCCAAAUUGGAGCUCUACAACAACCCUCACCUGUUCUUUAUAGAUCGAGCCGCUUUCCUAAAAAUGCGCGUCUUGCGCACCUUACUGAUCCACAAUAAUGACCUCACACUUUUUCCCCACGAGAUUUUAUCCGCUUUCCCCAGUCUGGAUGAAAUCAGUCUUCAUAGCAACCCACUCAGGUGUGAUUGUCUCGCCAAUUGGGGGCCCAUCCUGGGCAACCAAUCGAGCCUCAAAGUUCUGGAGCCCCAAAUAACUCUUUGUGCAUCCCCACCACAUCUUGUUGGCCAAUCCCUUCAGGAAGUGGUGUCUGCAAGUUGGAAUGGGGUAAGCAAUACCUGCCUGCCUCUAAUUUCCCAGCAUGCCUUCCCUCCGCUGCUCAAUGUCACCUUAGGACAGCUUCUAACGCUCAACUGCUGGGCCGUGGCAGAUCCAGCGCCUCAGUUUUACUGGGUGACACCCACCGGUGACAAAGUCACUUCUGAAGCUGUUUCCCCAUCCUCAAAUGAAGGAGGAGGAAUGACGAAGAAGAAGCACCGGAUGCAAGAACAAGGAGCUCUAGAGAUCCCACAUGUCGAACCCGAGGAUUCUGGUCUCUAUACAUGUGUUGCGUGGAAUGCAGAGGGAGCCGACACCAGAAGUGUCUCUGUGUACGUGGAUAGGAGCAACUGGCAUGGUGGACGCUCUAUUGGAGGUCAUCAUGGGGUGUUGAAUACCACCGGAUCCUUGGUAAUCCUGGCAAAAAUUGUCCAUGCCCAGUCUGUGGUGCUCGAAUGGAAGGUGCACCCAUUUGCCGUCUCUUCCAACCAUGAGGUGGCACAACCCAAGUGGCUCAGCGCUACCGUAAAGAUUGACAACCCGCAGAUAAGCUACACUGCAAUGGUCCCCGUAGAUGUCCAAGAGUACAACCUCACACACCUCCUACCUUCCACUGAGUACCGGGUUUGCCUGACCAUGGCAGGCACCGAGCAGACCCAGCACUCUUGUGUCAACGUGACCACUAAAGAAGCCAGCUUUGCUGUGGAGAUGGUUGCCCAGCCGGCCAAUGUAGCCCUGGCAGCCGUCAUGGGCUCAAUGUUCGCCAUCUGCAUCAUGGCUCUGUUGGUGUUCUAUAUGGGACGGCGCAUGAAGCAGAAAUCUUGUCAUCACUCUCUUAAGAAAUAUAUGCAGCACACCACCUCCAUUCCCCUGAACGAACUCUACCCACCGCUUAUUAACCUCUGGGAGAAUGAGACGGAAAAAGAGAAAGAGGGUGCUGCUGACCCUCAAAACUCACAGAUAGACACUUCAAAAACAUACAUGUGGUAGCUGCACAACAGAAAGUAGAUAACAGAGACAU